This is a messenger RNA of Cannabis sativa, 1542 nucleotides long. Its product is annotated as ribulose bisphosphate carboxylase/oxygenase activase, chloroplastic. The coding region runs from base 106 to 1371 and encodes 421 amino acids. NCBI's taxonomy places the organism in Eukaryota, Viridiplantae, Streptophyta, Magnoliopsida, Rosales, Cannabaceae. Gene Ontology annotation, molecular function: ATP hydrolysis activity; ATP binding. The record is from RefSeq and is a predicted model, not a curated record. The transcript has 12 exons.
UCCAAAUCCUAAAGAAUAGAUCAUGUGUUUCCGUUAACUUAACUUGUGGCGCCAAACAGAAUUUCCCUAUCCACAUAACAACUCAAAACUCACUCAUCCUCAGCAAUGGCGUCAAUGGCGCUCUGCAGUUCAUCUCCUACAUUUUCCUUCUUCCCAAACUCUUCUACUCUCCCCAACACUAACAAAUUGUCUUCAUUUUCCCUUUCCUGUGCACCGAAUUCGCCUCCCGCUGCCGAGGAUGAUGCCCCGAAGAAGAAGAGGCUGUCAAAGCAGUCGUCCUGGGAGUCCAAAGACUCCCAAGGUCAGGAUUACCUCUACAGAUUGGGUAAAGAAGCAGAUAACAUGAAUAUCGCCGUCGGAGCUAGGUCUGGCGUCAUCGAUGAUCUCUUCGCCGGGAAUUUUCUCGGCCGAGACUCGGAUAUUGUGUUUGAUUAUCGCCAAAAGGUGACGAAGUCAUUUGAGUACCUUCAAGGAGAUUACUACAUCGCUCCUCUCUUCAUGGAUAAAGUUGUGUGCCACAUUACCAAAAACUACCUAGCUCAUAUCCUCAAGACAAAAGUUCCUCUGAUCCUAGGUAUUUGGGGAGGAAAAGGGCAAGGAAAAUCAUUUCAGACUGAACUUAUAUUCCAGGCCAUGGGAGUUGAACCUGUAAUUAUGUCAGCUGGGGAACUAGAGUCAGAAAGAGCUGGAGAACCAGGGAAACUGAUUCGCGAACGCUAUAGAGCAGCUUCUCAAGUGGUCCAGAACCAAGGCAAGAUGAGCUGCUUAAUGAUCAAUGACAUUGAUGCUGGACUUGGUAGAUUUGGAAACACUCAGAUGACAGUCAACAAUCAAAUUGUUGUUGGGACACUCAUGAAUCUGGCUGAUAAUCCUACAAGAGUGAGUGUUGGACAAGACUGGCGAGAGUCAGAUAUUUCAAACCGAGUUCCUAUCAUUGUUACUGGGAAUGAUUUCUCAAAAAUUUAUGCCCCCUUGAUUCGUGAUGGAAGAAUGGAGAAAUUUUAUUGGCAGCCAAAUCUUGAGGACAUUGUGAAUAUCGUUCAUAGAAUGUAUGAGAAAGAUGGCAUAUCUAAAGAUGAGGUGAUAAACAUUGUGAAGACAUUUCCUAAUCAAGCACUAGAUUUCUAUGGAGCCCUAAGGUCUCGAACAUAUGACAGGUCUAUUUCCAAGUGGGUAGAGGAUAUUGGUGGUGUUGAAAAUCUUGGCAACACACUACUCAAAAGAAAAAAGCUGGAAAAGCUUCCUGUUUUUACUCCUCCAAAGCAAACAAUAGAAGCCUUGCUUGAAUCAGGUUAUUCUCUGAUUAAAGAACAGAAGUUAAUAAUGGAGACUAAACUUUCAAAGGAAUACAUGAAGAACAUGGAUGACUAGAAUAGAAUUUUGGAUGGUCAUGCUGGAUCAUUUUCAUUUUCAUCUGUUUUGUUUUGUUUUGUUUUUUUUUCUUUGAAAUUAUUUCCAUUUUUGUUUUGUUAGCGUCAAAAUUUCUCCUUCAAAUUUAGAAUGAUGUCUUAAUAAAUAACAAAAUAAUCCAAUUUGUUAAUA